Molecule: messenger RNA, 961 nt
Organism: Spodoptera litura
Lineage: Eukaryota; Metazoa; Arthropoda; Insecta; Lepidoptera; Noctuidae
Source: RefSeq, a predicted model, not a curated record
GUGGUAGCAGUUUCAUAUUGCGUGGUGCUUAUCUCUGCGUUAGUUCGGUAACGUAAUGAAAUCAAGUUCGCCAUCGUGUUGUUAACCAUUUAAUUAAAUACAAUUAAACAAUAAAUAAACUUCAGUUCUCCAUAAAAGUUUCUACCCAUAAAUAAAAGCUUUUUACAACUUAAAAGCUAUUCUGAAUAGUAUCUAGUAAUGUAAUGAAACGUAAGUGCAAAUCUAUGCAAAAAUCAUUCGAAGCGUGCGUCGUCUGAGUGCUUGAUUUGGAGCUCACAUUGGACUUUGUCAAUUUGUGAACAAUGAGUGACGAGUUCCAGUACAGUAAUUUUUGUCCGAGUGAUGAAGAAAUUACUGAUCGUGUCGACGGAAGCGAUGAGGUCGAUGAGGACCAUGCGUGGGGAUACUGUUGCUCGCCCCAGCCAGCUACGAACGAUGCUGCCCCACCCAAAAAGAAGCCCACGCCACGUAAAACUCUAGAAUUAAUUACUAAGGAAAGGAAACAACUAGAGAAAGAUUUAGCAGCUCACAAGAAGUCAUUGGAGCAGACGAAAAAAAAAAUCGAUACAACCAAGAAGAAGUUGCAAGCCAUUAAGAAAAGAGAAACAAUACAAAAGAAUAAAAUAUUGGCCCAAAACAAAAAACUUAAGGCCCAAAAUAAGAAGACUCCUAUAAAAGGACAGAGAGCAGUGAUGGUGAAGAAAAGGAUUGUCGAGGAGAAAUUUUAUUUGUAAUAUUUUCAGUAAGACUAGAACGUACAGUAGUACAUUCUUUGAAAACGUUUUCUAUAUAUUAUCUGUGCAGCAAUCCCGCCGACAACAUUAUUUGAGCGCGCGCAUUUUUAUACUGUGCAUAAUUUCUGAGCGCGCGUAAUUGCAUUCGUCACUUUAUUAUAAUAUUUUUGACAAAGUUUUCCUGUUUUAUCAUCGUUUUAUUAAUUAAGCAUCCAGUAUUGUAAUAA